Molecule: messenger RNA, 2316 nt
Organism: Mobula hypostoma (lesser devil ray)
Lineage: Eukaryota; Metazoa; Chordata; Chondrichthyes; Myliobatiformes; Myliobatidae
Product: guanylate cyclase soluble subunit beta-2-like
Exons: 17
Biological process (GO): cGMP biosynthetic process; response to oxygen levels
Cellular component (GO): guanylate cyclase complex, soluble
Molecular function (GO): heme binding; guanylate cyclase activity
Source: RefSeq, a predicted model, not a curated record
AUGUUGCAUCACAAGCUCUCAAAGCGCUUCGCCGCAGGGGAUGUAAGUGCUACUGGACGAUUGUCGUGCAGGCAGGUCACCACGUUCUUCUUCGGCUUGGAGCAGUAUGGAUUCAUUAAUACCUGCCUGAAAUCUCUGCUAGUAGAGAACUUUGGUGAAGAUACAUGGGAGGCCUUGAGAGCACAGGCUGAAGUUCAAGACACCUUUAUAACCUACCAGGUUUACGAUGACGUUAUCACACUGAGUCUUCUGCAGGCUUCAUCUAACAUGCUCAACCUAUCCACUGAGGUGCUUUUGAAACUCUUUGGAGGAUAGUUCUUCACUUUCUGUAAGGUGUCUGGCUAUGACAGGAUGCUACGCACACUGGGAGGAUCACUGAUGGAAUUCAUUGAAAAUUUAGAUGCUCUUCACAGUUAUCUUGCACUGUCAUAUCAGGCAAUGAGAGCACCGUCUUUUCGAGUGGAAAUGAGGGACGAUGGAGAGAUGUGGCUUCAUUAUUAUUCUGACAGGAAGGGGCUCUACCAUAUCGUCCCAGGGAUAAUAGAAGCUGUAGCAAUAGACUUCUUUGAAACCGAGGUGGAGAUGGAAAUCCUGAACCGGUCAGAAGAGGAAGAAUGCACAGAGGAAAAGGAGCAUGUGAUUUUCCUUGUCGUCCAGAAGAAAUGCCCAAGGAGAAGGAGGGAGAGGCUGGAAGGCAACUCGCAAUCCACAGGGAGGGAGAUGGACAGAAACCAGUCACAGAUCAAUGUUAAUGCGAUGGCUGACAUUGAGAAGCAUCUGAUCAAGCUAAAGGAACAACAUCGUGCACCGUCCCAUAGGUCUGGGAGAAGUACAUACUGGGACAUUGUCAGGAGUGUUGUGAAAUUAGGUUAUGGUAACUUGCUGUACUCCUUUGAGCCAGUUUAUCCGGAGAAGCUCUGGAUCGACAACAAAGCUUUCUGUGACGCAUUCCCUUUCCAUAUUGUCUUUGAUAAGGAGCGAAGGGUGAAGCAGGCAGGAGUGAACAUCCAGAAGUAUGUGCCAGGGUUACAAAUGAAGGACAUUAAAAUCGAUGAGUACUUCACUAUCACCCAUCCAGCAGUGCCGCUUACCAUUUCCAGCAUAAGAAAGUUUAUUAACAGCCAGUUUGUACUGAAAACUCGGAGAGAAAUGAUGCCGGUGUCUUGGAGAAGUCAACCAAUGCUGAAACUUCGAGGGCAGAUGCUGUGGAUGGGAUCCAUCCAGUGCAUGAUCUACUUGUGCUCGCCACAACUGCGCUGCGUCCAGGAACUGGAGGAGAGGAAGAUGCAUCUUGCUGAUAUUGCCCAACAUGACACCACCCGAGACCUCAUCCUCCUCAACCAGCAGCGGCUGGCUGAGAUCGAACUGUCCAAUCAGCUUGAGCGCAAGAAGGAAGAGCUUCAGAUCCUGUCCAAGAACCUGGAGGUGGAAAAGAAAAAGACUGAUGUGCUGCUGUAUGCCAUGCUGCCCAUUAACACUGCCACCCAGCUUCGUGUCAUCCGCAAACUUGCUUCAGGGGACUUCAAAGAGUGCACCAUUCUCUUCAGCGACGUGGUGACGUUUACCAGCAUCUGUGCUGCUUGUGAGCCCAUCGAGGUUGUCCACACGCUCAAUUCCAUGUAUUCCCGAUUUGACCGCAUAACGUCAGUCCAUGACGUUUACAAGGUGGAAACAAUUGGGGAUGCCUACAUGGUUGUCGGUGGGGUUCCAGUACCCGUAGCAAGCCAUGCAGAAAGGGUUGCCAACUUUGCCCUGGGAAUGAGGAUUGCAGCAAGAAAGGUGAAGAACCCAGUUACUGGGGAUUCAGUUCAGAUCCGGGUUGGCAUUCAUUCUGGACCCGUCCUGGCUGGAGUGGUAGGACAGAAGAUGCCGAGGUAUUGUUUAUUUGGUGACACAGUUAACACUGCCUCAAGGAUGGAGAGCCAUGGAUUUUCCCUGGCAAUCCAUCUCAGUGCAUCAGCGAAUAGAGCACUGCAGAAGAAAGGUUUUGAAAUAGAGGAAAGGGGGGCGAUUACAGUGAAAGGUAAAGGAAAGAUGAUCACCUACUUCCUUGUCCAGAACCUGGGUGCCACAGAGGAAGAAAUUAUGGGACAGCCAUUGACAGCCAAUGGAGAGAAUUCGAACGAAACUGCUGAGAGCAGCAAGGGGAAAUCAACCCAUAACGGUGGAGAGGUCAGCACAUCCAAGUGUAACAAGAGCCCAGAGAAUAGUGCAGAGUCUAGGGAAGAGGCUGGAGCAAAGUCAGGACUGGACCUGAAUAAUGAGGAGCAUCUCAAUGUGGAAAAUGGAAAGUCAGAGUUCUGUGUCAUGUUGUAA